Striga hermonthica is the source of this 1044-nucleotide messenger RNA. NCBI's taxonomy places the organism in Eukaryota, Viridiplantae, Streptophyta, Magnoliopsida, Lamiales, Orobanchaceae. The record is from the annotation of a GenBank genome assembly.
AUGGACGCCUUGAGGAAGCAAGCCAGCAAAUUCAGAGAUCAAGUCGCUAAACAACAACAGGCCGUGAUAAAGCAGUUCAGUACGAGCGGCUAUGAGAGCUCGGAAGCUAUGGUUAUUGAUGAGGUUGAGCUACAGAUGCAUCAGCAAUUGGAGAAACUUUACAGAUCCACUCGUUCUGGAAGGGAUUUUCAGAAAGAUAUUGUCAAAGCAGCUGAAGCAUUCAGUGCUGUAGGUUAUAAACACAUUGAAGCUGGAACCAAGUUGUCAGAAGAUUGUUCCAGAUAUGGAGUUGAGAAUGCUAGUGAUGAGAUUCUUUCCAAAACUGCAUCCGUAUAUGGGGAUGCUCGUAAACAUGUAGAGAAGGAGCAAGAAGACUUCAAUAGAUUAUUGUUUACACAGGUGUUAGAACCCUUGAGAGCAAUGAUUACUGGUACUCCUCUGGAAGAUGCUCGUCAUCUUGCUCAACGAUAUAGUAGAAUGAGACAGGAAGCAGAGGCACAGGCUGCAGAAAUUGUUAGAAGACAAGCCCGCGUUAGGGAAUCCCCUAUUCCUGAAAAUGUGGCUAAGCUUCAUGCUGCCGAAACUAGAAUACAAGAACUCAAAGCAAACAUGGCAGUUCUUGGUAAGGAAGCGGCAGCAGCUUUGGCCUCUGUUGAAUCACAGCAGCAAAGGCUUACAUUCCAGAGACUUGUAGCAAUGGUUGAAGGUGAGAGGACAUACCAUGAGAGGGUUGCUACAAUUCUUGGUAAUGUUGAAGCUGAGCUGGUCUCUGAGAAGCAAAGGAAAGAAGCAGCUCCUCCUGUUGCCCCUCUUCAAAUCUCUGGGAAAACAAAGUACUUUCUGGCUGAGGCAAUGCAUUGUUUUGAUGCUACAUCAGACAAGGAACUUAGCUUGUCAGUCGGAGAUUUUGUUAUUGUUCGGAAAGUGAGUCCGUCUGGAUGGUCCGAAGGAGAAUGCAAAGGCAAAGCAGGAUGGUUCCCGACUGCUUAUGUGGAGAAACGUCAAAGGAUUCCCACAAACUAUAGUGCAACUGAAGUUUAUUGA